GUCCCUACGAAAACACUUUCGGGAAGAAUAAAGUUUUUUUCCCCCCUCACACGGACCUGCGCUUAGCCAGUCCUUACUGAGAGCCAAACCGUGGCCUAGCAGGAAGAACGGCUCGACUAUGUGGAGAAAGAAACGGGCACUUGGUGAAUCCUUGGCUUGUCUCGUAUUUCUUGUGACGCUCGUCGAUGCUUAUCGAUUCCUGAGCCCGAACACGGCCUCCCAGUUCCUGAGCAGGCACAGGAGAGCCAACUCUAUGUUUGAGGAGAGCAAGAAGGGCAACCUGGAGAGGGAGUGCAUCGAGGAGUUGUGCAACAAGGAGGAGGCCAGGGAGAUCUUUGAGAACCAUCCAGAGACGGAAUAUUUCUACCCCAAAUAUGUUGCAUGUCUGGGUUCACACCGUGUCGGCAUCAACAACCAGAACUCGGAUUCUGGCAUCCCAUCGGACCUUCGCAACUGCGUGAAGGAGAUCAGUAACCAGUGCACGCCGCCUCCAUGCUACAAGGAGGGGACAGAGCGCUGUGUGGACGGCCAGGCCUCCUUCACAUGUGUGUGUAAACCCGGCUGGAAGGGGUCGCGCUGUGAGGACGACAUCGAUGAGUGUUCAGAUCCUGAAUAUCCAGCGGGAUGUAACCAAAAAUGUCACAACUUUCCCGGCAGUUUCCACUGCAUGUGUGAAGAUGGCUACGUCAUCAAUGACAAAAUCAACUGCAUGGAUAUCAAUGAAUGCCUGAUGUACCCCAGUAUCUGUGAAGAACCAGCUAAAUGUGUCAACACGCCGGGCAUGUAUGAGUGCCGGUGUCCCCUGGGUUUCAAAUACAACUUCAAUUCCAAGACCUGCAAUGAUGUAGAUGAGUGCGAGUUGAAUGUGUGCGACGGGACUUGUAUAAACACAGUUGGCAGCUAUGCGUGCUACUGUGAUGGUCGUCAGGGUUUUCGUUUGGCGGACAAUAAGCGAUACUGUAAAAGAAUCCCUGUUUGUGUGGACCUGUAUGACUACAAACACCCUGAGAUGCUUUACCUGGGGGAGCAGUUUGCAGGCCUUCCUGUCAUCUAUCUGCUCUUCCGUCUGCCGGAGAACACAAAGUUUGCAGCAGAGUUUGACUUUCGUACAUUCGACCCAGAGGGAGUUGUGCUGUACGCAGAGUCCUCCCAGGACUCAUGGUUCAUGUUGGGGCUAAGAGGUGGUCGCAUUGAAGUCCAGUUCAAAAACCAGCACACAUUCAAGGUCACCAGUGGAGGAAAAGCCAUCAAUGAUGGACAGUGGCACGUGAUCUCUGUGGAUGAACUGGAGAGCAGCAUCAGUGUGAAGAUCAGCAAGGAAGCUGUGAUGAGCAUCAACAGCCCAGAUAGUCUCUUUACUUCAGUUAAUGGCAAAAUGGAGACCAAGGUCUACAUCGCUGGUCUGCCCAACCGCACUGAAAACAUCAUCAAACCUAUCAACCCUCGACUUGACGGCUGUAUCCGGGGCUGGAACUUGAUGAACCAGGGGGCAUCUGGUGUAAAGGAGGUCAUCCAGGAGAAGAAGAGUAAACAUUGCUUUGUGAAUGUGGAACGAGGAUCUUUCUUCACUGGGGCAGGACUGGCACGCUUCAACAUUGACUACAGUGAUUCUGGGAGCUGGUAUGUGGAUAUCAAGAUGAAUAUACGUCCGUCCAGCAGCACAGGUGUCUUAUUCGCUCUUGUCUACAACAACACAGUCCCCCUGUCGGUCGCUGUGGUAACACAGGGAGAAAAUGAUGCUAAUCUGCAAGUGUUCUUGCACGGCGUCUCCGUGGCGACGCUGGACUCACUCAUGUUGUGUUACCCCGACCGGCUGACAGUGCAGCUGAAUGUGACUCCUACAGAAAUCCAGAUCUCAGCCAACUCCUCCUUUAUUACUUACAUGAAGUCUGAUGCCCUGCGGGAGGCAUUGCAGCGCCUCAACACCACCAUGCAGAACCCCAUCAGUACAUAUAUUGGUGGGAUACCAGACGAAGUCCCGUUACCUGCCUCCCCUGUGACAGCCUUUUACCAUGGCUGCAUGGACAUCACUAUCAACGGCCAGCAGCUGGACUUUGACGAGGCUCUCAGCAAACACAACAGCAUUAAGUCCCAUUCCUGUCCUCCUGUGUCUGCCCCUGAGAGUCACCCUGAUGCACCGCACCUGCACAGAAAGUGACCUUAAUUAACUGGAUCACAUUAAAAAGUCCUCACAUUAGGCAGCAUCCCACAGCGGCCAUUUCUUGGGAUAUUUUGAAAGAGGAGAGGAGACGGGAGGGAGGGAGGGGAUGAGAAAGAAGUGACAAGAAGAGGAGAUAGAGGUAGAUGGUCAUAGUCAUUUCUGUUGACUUUCUGGGUUUAUUUUAAGCUUUGUCUUACGGUUUUCAUCCAAAAAGUAUUAUUGUUCCUAUCCCGGGAGCAUUUUGUUUUUGGGGUUUUGUCAACGAAAGCUGGCUUGCCAGUGAGCUAGUCGGAAGCUGGAUGUCUGUAUGACGUAGUUGUAGCAGUUUGUUGCAAUGAAUUAAAUGCUUUUCAAGAAACAUUUGAAAAGAGCUGAGCUCUGUAGCACGCAUACCAUGUUUUGACCAAGAUAUGGUUAUGUUUGUGUAGAAAAAUAAACAAAUGGUGUUGACCAGG
Siniperca chuatsi (mandarin fish) is the source of this 2616-nucleotide messenger RNA. RefSeq names its product protein S (gene pros1). The transcript is spliced from 14 exons. The record is from RefSeq and is a predicted model, not a curated record. Gene Ontology annotation, molecular function: calcium ion binding. Gene Ontology annotation, cellular component: extracellular region. Bases 119 to 2158 code for a protein of 679 amino acids. NCBI's taxonomy places the organism in Eukaryota, Metazoa, Chordata, Actinopteri, Centrarchiformes, Sinipercidae.